Messenger RNA from Aethalodelphis obliquidens (Pacific white-sided dolphin), 1855 nucleotides. RefSeq names its product hepatitis A virus cellular receptor 1-like. Gene Ontology annotation, cellular component: cell surface. Gene Ontology annotation, biological process: positive regulation of mast cell activation; phagocytosis, engulfment. The record is from RefSeq and is a predicted model, not a curated record. Gene Ontology annotation, molecular function: phosphatidylserine binding; virus receptor activity. NCBI's taxonomy places the organism in Eukaryota, Metazoa, Chordata, Mammalia, Artiodactyla, Delphinidae.
AUGGUACAAAAAUGUGGGCAGUUAUCUCAUCUGCUCCUGACAGAUGUUCUAGUUUCUUAUUCACAAGGGAGAGGGUUGGUGGAUCAGCCUGUUGUGCUACCCUGUGCCUACUCAGUGGCUAGUACAGUGGUCAUAUCUGUGCACUGGAGCCAAGGGACAUGUCCUAUGUCUUGAUGCUCAGAUACAGUUAUUUGGACUGAUGGAUCUCAUGUGACUUUUCAGAAGCAUAGGCAUUAUAAGGGAAGCCCUAAAAGGGAAUGUCUUUGGCCACAGACGCAAGGGAUAGUUAAUGAUAACACACCAUAUCACUGGAGGUUAAACCAGCUGGAAACACCAUUGUUCCAAUGUCAUCUAGUCUCUGCGCCUCCAAUGCCAACACCCACACAAAACCACGAACCAGUAACUACAUCACAUUCUCCAACACAGCCAACAGAAACCCAGGCUAAAACACUGCAGGAAUCAAGGACCUAACCUACCAGCACCAUUGCACCCUUGUGCAACAGAUGGGAAUGGCAGGGUGACAGUCUUCAAAUGGCCUUAAGCGUAACAAACUCAAGCGUCUCUGGCACAAAAUCCAGGGAUGAGCUCCACGAAGGGACUCUGUGUUGGAAUCAGUAUUUCUGCUGUGGUACUGCUAACAUUUUUGGUUCCUAUGUAUUUAUAAAUAAGAAACAAACUGCAACAACUAGAUAUGUGUGUCCAAGUACUUGAUAUCACAUUAUUGAGGAUGAUUUUUAUGUCAUGGAUUAAGACCCAGUGGCUCUCUAGGACUUUGUUCCCAUGACUGUGAAAGAUAGUAACCAGAUAUCACUGUGUGAGACUCCUUGUAAGUUUCGGGAUCAUUUUCGUGUGUCAGUUUCACCCAACAUUCCAGCAUGUCAGUGACAUUGGUUAGAGUGACCCUCUAGUUAAAAUGUAUGUGGUGUUAAUGGUGUUCAUAAUAUAGUCCUAUUUUUUAUCCUAAAACUAUUUCUGGUUGUUGCAGAGCUCUCUACCAAACAUGAAUGUUUUAGAAGUGUAUAUUGUCUAUAGACCCCAUGAAUCUUACACCCUUCUAGGGAAUACUCAGUGGGGAAACAGGAAAUGAACUUUCUAUCCUGGUCACCAAAGCUGUCAAGAAGCGAGAAAUAGUAAAAUCAACAAAUCUGAUUUGAGACCUAAAAGGCUUCUCUUGGAAUGAUUUCGUGAUUAUUUCUUUACUUGUUUUUAUUUUUCUAUUGUAACUGCAAAUGUUAUAUUUCUUGGUUUUCAUCUAUUAGAGAUAAUCAUUUCCAUACCUAUCUUGGUGUAUAGUGGUAAUUGCAAUGAGAUGGUACUGGUGAGAAGUCUUUGAAAAGUAAAAAAACAAUACAGAAAUCCAAGGGUCUUUUAAAAUUUAGUUUUCAGUAAUAUCUAGUACCAGUGUUCAAUAAAUUUCAAUGAUUUUGUAUUUGUAAGUCUCUUGCUAUAUGGUACCGCUCAUUUUUUUCUUUAGAUACCAUUUCUUUUUUGAAAAAAGAUGAUGUUGGAUAAUUUGGCUAUCAUCUUACACUGUAGAUAAAACUUAUAAAUAGCUGAGAGGUAGAAUGGAUAAGAGGGAAGUAUUUAGUUAAUAAGAAACUCUUCUGUAAAUAUACCAUUCUUAUAGGACAGACUGAAUUUUGUUUUGUUUUUGAUCUUUCAAGACACAAUUGAGAUUCCAUUAUCUACAGUCUGUCUUGAGACAUUAGGACAGUGAUGAAAUUCAGACUGUAUAUUUAAACAAAAAACCUUGCAUAUCUUGGAGAAGUAUCAGAAACAGUCUUUCACUGAUGGCUGUAAAGAUGAUUGGACUAAUUUUCUGAGUAAAUGAAAAUGUGAAGGACUUUUAGUAACU